AUGUCAGAUGAUGCUUCAGUUCCUUCACGGCCAGCCUCACCCGUAGCAGAACUCCCUAACUUCUCCCAUGUACGCCCUUACCGAUUCACUUGGGAUCCAUCUACGCGCAAACCAGGACCAGCGAGUGUGUCAGGAACCACUGAGGGUCGCGGAGACUACUUCGGGGACGCAUCUCCGUAUGAGCUGUACAACCACUCGUCGUUAUCAUCAUUGCCUCUCGGUGCCCUUCCCCCAGACUGGAGUAGCGCAAGGCAUGGUUUCCAUGCAAUAUCCACGGUUGUGAACAGUCCUCAUAAGCGAUCAGCACCGCCCAAGGCGCAUUCAAGCCUCCCCGCCGUGCCCCCCGCAGAGUUGCCGCGCGUCCGUCGGAAGGAUUUCGACCCCUACCUCAGUUCGGUUGGCACCGAAUGGGAGCGAUUUCAGAAGAACGCGGAGCAGGGGCGCGAAGGCGCUGCACAGAUACCUUCGGCCUUCGCGUCUUCAUCGAGUUCUGAGCUUCCGGGGACACCGCUGACACCCAGAAUACCCGCCGGCCGCGCAAUCCCUCCGCUGGAGAGUGUGCCAUCCGUGUUUUUUGAGCCCGAAUUCAACCUUGGCGACCCUCGAACUUUCAACGCCGUCACAGAGCAGGGCGAUGGGACCGACGCGUCUCCGGAGUCUGACCCCUCAUCUCUCUCGUACUCUCUUCCGCUGCUCGAGAAGCUUUCGCAUCAUGCCGAUACAAUCGAGCAACACUUGGUUCGCGAGAUCUCGGUGCGCUCGACGUCUUUCUUUGCGGCCCUUUCGAACCUGCAAGACCUGCAGACCGAGUCUGAGCAGUGCCUCGAUCGCAUCGCGAAGCUCCGUGGGCUGCUCAAGGAGGUAGACGAGAAGGGUGCACACCGCGGUCUUGAGGUCGUGCGGAAGGAGGCUAGGCUGCGGAAUAUGGAAGCGGUCCGCGAGGGCGUGAGGUUCGUCGGCGGCGUCGUCGAGAUGACCGGAGUCGCCAAGAGCUUGGUUGCGGCAGGCCAGUGGGGUGAGGCUCUGGAUGUUAUUGACGAACUAGAUCGGUUAUGGGAGGCCGAUGCGCCCAACAAGCUGGUGGAAGAUCGCGCAACGCCCCAACCGCCGCCGGUGCCCUCACGAGAGCGAAGUCGAUCACCUCUACCACCCGUGCCCGAAUCACCGCCAGAAAGCCCCGGUCUGACGUCUGCAGAUACACCCCGGAAACCAUCUUUCAAUGUACCUCUGUCGUCAUUAAGAGCAUUCGCGUCGCUACCAGAGCAUCUGAGGACGCUGACAAUGCAGAUCACAUCAUCCCUGACAUCCGAAUUUGUGAACGUCCUCCGCCUUGACCUGGUAGAGCGCAUCGAUGCGGAUGGCUCUGGUGACCAGGACAAGGAGAAAGACCGCAACAUGUCCUUGAAGGACAGAUUGCGGCCGCUUCUGCAGUCUCUGGCACGGACAAAGGGGGUGCGAGAAGCCGCAGCGUCGUGGCGAGAAGUGGUCAUGGCGGAAGUUCGCAGUAUGCUCAGGCGACGAAUACCGGCAUCCAACGUGGAGGACGAUGAAGCAUCGUCGUCAGGGUCGGAAGUCGUAAAUGAACUGCGAGCGAUGUCGCACGCAGCCUUCAUGGAUCUGGCCCAUGUGAUGUAUGGGAGCCUCAUGCGGUGUAUUGAGGGACUCAACUGGCAGAACGCUAUUAUUCUGGAGGUUCUGCAGUCUAUCCGAUCUCCCAAAGCUGCCAUCGAUAGCCCAAUCCUACAAGAGGAACUGUCGGGAAUCCUGUCUUCAGCAUCCGAACUUGCGCAUGUUCGGGCUUCCAGGGUGGUCGCGCUGCGGGCUGAGCAGCAUGCAGCGCUUGAUCUUCCCAGCUUCUGUGCCCUGUUCAAUGAAUCGUGGACCUUCGUGAUUGAAACGGAGAAGAUUUGCCGACGGAUGAUCGUAGGUCUAAGGGGCACCGUUGUCAGCCAGGCAAAGAGCUUCCUACAGACCUACCAUCAAGCGCAGAUCUCCCACUCCGCAAAGCUGGUCGAAGACGAGCAAUGGAAUGCAGCAGAGGUGGCACCCUCAGUUCAGAGGCUAGUCGACCUGCUUGUGGAUGCUUCCAUAUCAGACCCUCCAGAACUGCUGCUCAACCGCGGCCCCCCUAUGUCGCCUCUCCCGAACUCCCCCGCCCCUCCAUCCCCCGGACUGUCUCCGAAUGGCAUCACCGCGCCCCCACACCGUCCUUCAUCUCCCCUCCCCUCUCCGGCAUUCCCACUUACCCGCCCGCAGUCUUCGCACCAGAGUCCACGCAGAGUGGCUGCUGGCCCCUCGAAGCAUCUGCGCAUCGAGGACCGAAGCUACUUCGCGGUGUCGGCCACGCUGGAGGUGCUCGUGCUUCUGGUGGACUACCUGAAGAUCGUCGCGAACCUCGAGAUGCUCACGACGGAGACGAUGAGCCGCGUCAUCGAGCUGCUCAAGUCGUUCAACUCGCGAACGUGCCAGGUCGUGCUGGGCGCGGGCGCUAUGCGCUCCGCAGGGCUGAAGAACAUUACCGCGAGACAUCUGGCGCUUGCGUCCCAAUCGCUGUCGAUCGUGAUCUCGCUCGUUCCGUACAUCCGAGAAACGUUCCGGCGACACCUGAGCCAAAGACAGGCUGUUAUGCUCGUAGAGUUUGACAAGCUCAAGCGGGACUACCAAGAACACCAGAACGAGAUACAUCAGAAGCUGAUUGCUAUAAUGGGCGAUCGCCUCAGUGCCCAUAUCAAGAGUCUGCAGUGGUCACAAACGUCGCUGAUACGGAGACUGAUUCGUCGGGUGUUUUAG
Messenger RNA from Postia placenta MAD-698-R-SB12, 2790 nucleotides. RefSeq lists its product as hypothetical. The record is from RefSeq and is a predicted model, not a curated record. Gene Ontology annotation, cellular component: GARP complex. NCBI's taxonomy places the organism in Eukaryota, Fungi, Basidiomycota, Agaricomycetes, Polyporales, Adustoporiaceae. The transcript has 9 exons. Bases 1 to 2790 code for a protein of 929 amino acids. Gene Ontology annotation, biological process: Golgi to vacuole transport; retrograde transport, endosome to Golgi. Gene Ontology annotation, molecular function: syntaxin binding.